AUGGCAAUUCUAUCAAAUUUUCAAAAUUAUUUUGAAACUUCUGAUAUCAUAAAUCUAUCCAUUAUACUCAUCAUUUUAUAUAUCUCACGUUUUUAUUACAAUUAUUUUGCGCGCAACAAUCCUUUACCUGGUCCAUUUCCUCUCCCACUUAUCGGUAAUGCUCACUUAUUUAAAAGGAAUGAAUAUGGCGAUUGGAUCGUAAAGCAACAUCAAAAAUAUGGCUCAUUAUUUGAAACUUAUAUAUUCUCUCAUAGGAUAAUUUACGUUUCAACCUUAGAUAUGAUAGAGCCAAUGAUCAAUUCAUCUACGUUGAAGACCUCAAAAUUCAGGUUACGAUAUGAGAAACUUGAUAAUUUGGAAGAAUUUGGUACAUCCGGUAAAGGGGUCGUAUUUAAUUAUGACUUAAAAUCAUGGAAAUAUAAUAAGCAAUUUUUUAUUCAAUCUAUCACAUCUCAUGGAUUUUUAAGAGAAACUGUUAAAGAAACGAACAAGUUAUUUAAAGAAUUAGAAAGUUGUUGGAAUUUGAUUGGUAAAGAAGGAUUAACGAGCGAUUUCACUUAUUGGACACAUAGUUUCACCUCGGAUUUAAUCUUAUUUAUCACGACGGGAAGAAAAGGAUAUUGUAUGGAAGCAAAAUUUAAUGAAUAUUAUAAAAAAUUCCAUCAGAAUCUUGACAAGAAUGGAAAUGAUGACUCACAUGAAGAAAAGAUUAAAAAAUGUUUGGAUUUAUUUCAUGACAUUGAAUCUUUAUUAGCAGGAUAUUCGUAUUUUGUCAUGUUCCCUUCAUUUGUUAGGAAUUACUUUCCAAUUAUGAAAAGUAAAACCAAAUCUAUUUUAGAUUGUAGGGAUAGAGUUUUUAAUGGGAUUUUACAAAUAAUAAACGAAAGAAGAGAAGAAAUUGAACAAACUCCUUUAGGUCAACCCCUUAGAAAUGAUAUGUUGACAUCUUUUAUUACGGCAAAUACAUCAAGGGAUAUUAGUGAUAUUCGACAAGUUGAAGAGGAAUUUAUGCGUCCCAUGAUCAAUGAUGAAAUUCAAGUUAAUCUGUUAGAAGCCAUAACCGCAGGACUUGAUACCAUGGCAAACACAAUCGCGUUCACGGUUUAUUACAUAUGUCAAUAUCCCGAAGUGAAAAAACGUCUUUAUCAAGAACUUGAAGAUGUGUUUAAGGAUAAUCCAUCGCGAGACAUCAAUUAUGAUGACCUUUCAAAUCUAAAAUACGUCGAAGCGGUUAUAAAGGAAGUAGCAAGAGUCCGACCAACAGUUUCGUUAGUUGAUCGAUUUAAUGAUGGUGGAACCGUGCAAAUCGGAGGGUAUAGUUGGCCUCCAUUUACACAUUUUAAUAUUAAUAUUUUAGCCAUUAAUAAUAGUUCAAAAGUAUGGGACGAACCGGAUAAAUUUAAUCCUGAUCGAUUUCUCGUCUCAAAUGAAGAACAACAAUUUCAAAAUCAUUUCUUGAUGUUUGGUGCUGGACUUAGAAGUUGUCCGGGUCGAAAGAUGGCGAUGAUAAAAUCCAAAUGUUUCAUUGCUUUGACUUUUAGAAAUUAUGAUAUUGAAUUGAUUGACAGAAAUGCUCCUUUAAAGUAUUUCUAUUCUACAAUUAAUAGGCCUUAUGAUUUAUUUGUUAAAAUUGUUCCAAGAAACUUUAAUAAAUGA
Molecule: messenger RNA, 1656 nt
Organism: Funneliformis geosporum
Lineage: Eukaryota; Fungi; Glomeromycota; Glomeromycetes; Glomerales; Glomeraceae
Source: the annotation of a GenBank genome assembly